Molecule: messenger RNA, 453 nt
Organism: Mesorhabditis spiculigera
Lineage: Eukaryota; Metazoa; Nematoda; Chromadorea; Rhabditida; Rhabditidae
Source: the annotation of a GenBank genome assembly
AUGAACACGGUUCAACCUACACCUAUGGCGAUGGAGGAAGCUCGAAAAGAAGCGACUGGCUCAAGCAGCUGCUCGAAUUGCGGCUCAGGUUGUGAUUGCAAUUGCGAUUGUAGCGGAUGCGACGGGGAGGGCUGUAUUUUCUGCCUGGUCAUCGUUGCCUUACUAGCUUGCUUAUUCUCCUGCUGGUUUUUCGGCAUUCGAGAGCUCCGCAAAGACCGAAAGUCCGUAAAAGGCUGGAUAUUAAUGGCAGCCGGGAUUCCGGUCAACCUUGCGAUUAUCGGCAUCAUCAUCUGGUUAUGCCUAAAUGGCAAAAGCACCAGUUCAUCCGGGGAAGAGAACUACUUCGCCGGAAACGCCACUGCGUUAAUGGAAUUCAAUGCAACUACGCAUGGACCGUGGCCCUGGAUGGUUUCAACGAGUACAAUUGGACCUAUUAGAAAACAUUUCAAUGCU